Molecule: messenger RNA, 1875 nt
Organism: Mustela erminea (ermine)
Lineage: Eukaryota; Metazoa; Chordata; Mammalia; Carnivora; Mustelidae
Gene: MFSD1
Product: major facilitator superfamily domain containing 1
Exons: 16
Coding region: 102-1508 (468 amino acids)
Biological process (GO): transmembrane transport
Cellular component (GO): lysosome
Molecular function (GO): transmembrane transporter activity
Source: RefSeq, a predicted model, not a curated record
CACGUGACCCACUCUGGCCACGUGACCACAGACUUCACUGGAUCCUAGGCGCCUGCUUUUCUCUCCGAGUUAAUCUCGCGUCCUGGUCUUACCCCGGCCCAAUGGAAGAGGACGAUGAGGAAGCGCGAGCGCUGCUGGAAGGCGGCCCCAGUGAGGCUGGCAGAGGUGCCGCUGCCAUCUCUCCUAUCCCUGGAGCGCUGCCGGCCCUUUGCGACCCUAGUCGCCUGGCGCACCGGCUUUUGGUGCUGUUGCUGAUGUGCUUCCUAGGCUUCGGCAGCUAUUUUUGCUAUGAUAAUCCUGCUGCCCUUCAGACUCAGGUUAAACGGGAUAUGCAGGUGAAUACAACGAAAUUCAUGCUGCUAUAUGCGUGGUAUUCUUGGCCAAAUGUAGUUUUGUGUUUUUUUGGUGGCUUUUUGAUUGACCGAGUAUUUGGAAUACGAUGGGGCACCAUUAUUUUUAGCUGCUUUGUUUGCAUUGGACAGGUGAUUUUUGCUCUGGGUGGAAUAUUUAAUGCUUUUUGGCUGAUGGAAUUUGGAAGGUUUGUGUUUGGGAUCGGUGGGGAGUCCUUAGCAGUUGCCCAGAAUACAUAUGCUGUGAGUUGGUUUAAAGGAAAAGAAUUAAACUUGGUGUUUGGACUCCAGCUUAGUAUGGCUAGAAUUGGAAGUACAGUAAACAUGAAUCUCAUGGGAUGGCUGUAUUCUAAGGUUGAAGCUUCAUUGGGUUCUGCUGGUCACACAACCCUUGGGGUCACACUUAUGAUUGGGGGUAUAACAUGUAUUCUUUCACUGAUCUGUGCCUUGGUUCUCGCUUACUUGGAUCAGAGAGCAGAGAGAAUCCUUCAUAAAGCACAAGGAAAAACAGGUGAAGUUAUUAAGUUAACUGAUGUGAAGGACUUCUCCUUACCCCUCUGGCUGAUAUUUAUCAUCUGUGUCUGUUAUUAUGUGGCAGUGUUCCCUUUUAUCGGACUUGGGAAAGUUUUCUUUACAGAAAAAUUUGGAUUUUCUUCCCAGGCAGCAAGUGCUAUUAACAGUAUUGUAUAUGUCAUAUCAGCUCCCAUGUCCCCAAUAUUUGGGCUCCUGGUGGAUAAAACAGGAAAGAACAUCAUCUGGGUUCUGUGUGCCGUGGUGACAACUCUCGCUGCCCACAUCAUGCUGGCCUUCACGUUGUGGAACCCUUGGAUUGCUAUGUGUCUCCUGGGACUCUCUUAUUCGUUGCUUGCUUGUGCAUUGUGGCCGAUGGUGGCAUUUGUAGUUCCUGAACACCAGCUGGGAACUGCAUAUGGCUUCAUGCAGUCCAUUCAGAAUCUUGGGCUGGCAAUCAUUUCCAUCAUUGCUGGCAUGAUAUUGGAUACUCGGGGAUAUUUGUUUUUAGAAGUUUUCUUCAUUGCCUGUGUUUCUUUGUCACUUUUAUCUGUGGUCUUACUCUAUGUGGUGAAUCGUGCCCGAGGGGGGAACCUAAAUUAUUCUGCAAGACAAAGGGAAGAAAUAAAACUUUCUCAUGCUGAAUGAGAAACUUGAAUGACUGUGUCAUGAGGAGCUGCACACAUCAUUGGUCUGAAAACCUCACUUUUUUUUUUUUUUAAAUCUAGAGUUUAAUCAGGAAUAAUAAUGGUCUGGAAAUUUAUAUUUGUAUUUCAAAAGCACCUAUUUCAAAGUAUGUUUGUGAGGAAUAUCUUAGCUUGUGUCUUAUGUAUUGUUUAUUGCUAGUGAAUUCCACUUUAGACUAGGCUAAUCAACAGUAAAGUUUAGAAAGUUCCUCUGGAAUAUGCAGGUGAACUUUGGUAAGGACAGUAAAUAAUGGAAAACUUGGAUCUGGCAUUGAGAUAAUUUUCAGAAGAUGUUUCUAAAGGAUAUGGCUUUUUUUUUUUAAUCUUAA